AUGACCAAAGAGUAUCGGGUCAAACAGAAGAUAGCGAUUCCCAGUUAUCUAAUAGCCAUCGCUGUCGGAGAUCUGGUCUCCAAAGAGAUCGGACCGCGAAGUCACGUGUGGUCAGAGCCGGCGCUCAUCGAUCGGUGCGCCUAUGAGUUCGCAAACACCGAGAAAAUGUUGGCCACCGCUGAGUCGAUAGUCGGUCCCUAUGUGUGGGGUGUUUACGAUCUUCUAGUGCUUCCCAUUUGGAGGAAUGCAUGA
Molecule: messenger RNA, 252 nt
Organism: Medioppia subpectinata
Lineage: Eukaryota; Metazoa; Arthropoda; Arachnida; Sarcoptiformes; Oppiidae
Source: the annotation of a GenBank genome assembly